Saccoglossus kowalevskii is the source of this 994-nucleotide messenger RNA. Its product is annotated as proteolipid protein DM beta-like. Gene Ontology annotation, cellular component: plasma membrane. The record is from RefSeq and is a predicted model, not a curated record. Gene Ontology annotation, biological process: neuron projection development. NCBI's taxonomy places the organism in Eukaryota, Metazoa, Hemichordata, Enteropneusta, Harrimaniidae.
GUUCUCACAGAUUCGCAAUUCGCAGAAUUAUAUAUAUAAAUUAUUAUAUAUAGUGUGAAGAAUUUUGAGUAAUUUUCGCCGCUGAAGAUAUCGAAUCUUGUUUGUAGGAAUUCUCAGCAAGUGACAAAAGUGCAAGAUAUAUUUUCAAAAUGUCGAAGUGCGAGUGCUGGAAUAGUAAAUGUUGCCGGUUUAUGGAAAGAGUACCAUAUGCCACUGCAGCGUCCGCCAUUAUUAUUAUUAUUGGUGUUUCCGUAUUCUGUGUGUACGCCCUAAGAGCAGAAGACGGGACACAACAAUUAUUUAAUGACAAUGGUGUGGAUGAGAAUGACAACUACAAAGCUUCGUUGGAAUACUUAAGCAAAUGUGCGUAUGGGGUAACAGGUGGUACUGCUGGAAUGGCUGUCAUUUUAGUCGUUAUUGGAGUACUAACCACCGACGGCACUAGACUGCAAUUAUGUAGCCGAUAUCGUGUACGGAUGUGUGGCAGAGUCGCGUUGAUAUUUUUUUUUCUGAUCUACUACGCAUUAACCAUAGUGUGGUUUAUCCUGGCCUGUGGUAUCGUCGUACCCGUACUAUUCAGCAGUAUGUUACGAGUGUACUGCGGGAACGACUAUGAAACCGUGUUCAACAACACUACAAGUUGUCUCGAUCUAGCCCAAUAUGGUCUUGGAAAAGCAGACAAUGGCACUUUGUGUAACGAACGGUUGAUACAAUUUUGUAAGGAGGGUAUUGACAUAUGGGAGGACUAUACACUAUCGUGGGGAGGAGCUGCUCUCGUUGUUGUAGGACUAAUACACGCAUUGAUCUGUCUAGCGGCGAACUAUUCUCACGUAAAGGACACGACAAAGAGCGUGUCGAGGGAGUAUGAGCAGGUUCAUGACAGGACACCCGAUGGUGUCGAGUUGAAAGAUUACCCCUCAUAAUAACUUAAUGAGUUCAAAGCCAAUGAAGUAGCCCGGUCAUAUCGACACGAGGAGAAGAAAAUGGAAGAGGG